AUGUCAAGCUCAAACCUCGUUGAAGUUACCUCUGCGUCUCAUUUCCAGGAACUUCUUUCAGCGGAUCUUAAUAGAGUUUCGGUAAUCAACUUUUGGGCACCAUGGGCUGAACCGUGCAAACAGAUGAACGAGGUUGUGGCUGAACUCUCCAAAAAGUAUCCUGUUGUGCUAUUCCUUCAGGUUGAGGCUGAUGGUGAACAGCAGGCUGACAUAGCCGAAUCUUUUGAAGUUGAAGCAGUACCGUCAUUGAUCAUCCUUCGGGGACACACUCUACUUGACCGAAUCUCUGGGGCAGAUGCAGCUGCUCUGACCCAAUCUGUUGCGAAACACGCGAGCACCCCUCAAUACAACCCACUGUCUCGGACCGAUAAUGCACCUGCGAAAGCACCCACAGUGGUCCCUUCUGCCCUAGAAGAUAAAACGGAAACAGAAGAAGAACUCAACACCCGCCUCAAACACCUAAUGAACCAAAGCAAGGUGGUUCUGUUUAUGAAAGGUACACCAGAGGCUCCACGAUGCGGAUUCUCUCGGAAGAUCUCUGCACUGCUUAAUGACAACAAGAUCGCCUAUACACAUUUCGAUAUAUUGACAGAUGAAAGCGUGCGACAAGGCUUGAAGGUUUUGAACAAUUGGCCAACUUUCCCUCAGUUGAUCGUGAAUGGAGAGCUGGUCGGUGGACUUGAUAUCGUUCAGGAAAUGGUGGAAACCGGGGAGCUUAAGGAAGUAAUAGGAUAG
Psilocybe cubensis is the source of this 735-nucleotide messenger RNA. RefSeq lists its product as uncharacterized. Lineage: Eukaryota; Fungi; Basidiomycota; Agaricomycetes; Agaricales; Agrocybaceae. Gene Ontology annotation, molecular function: 2 iron, 2 sulfur cluster binding. The transcript is spliced from 4 exons. The record is from RefSeq and is a predicted model, not a curated record. The coding region runs from base 1 to 735 and encodes 244 amino acids.